CCCUAUGAUACCUCCUCCUCCUAACCCUAUGAUACCUCCUCCUCCUAACCCUAUGAUACCUCCUCCUCCUAACCCUAUGAUACCUCCUCCUCCUCCUAACCCUAUGAUACCUCCUCCUCCUAACCCUAUGAUACCUCCUCCUCCUAACCCUAUGAUACCUCCUCCUCCUAACCCUAUGAUACCUCCUCCUCCUAACCCCACGAUACCUCCUCCUAACCCCAUGAUACCUCCUCCUCCUCCUAACCCUAUGAUACCUCCUCCUCCUAACCCUAUGAUACCUCCUCCUCCUAACCCUACGAUACCUCCUCCUCCUAACCCUAUGAUACCUCCUCCUCCUAACCCUAUGAUACCUCCUCCUCCUAACCCCACGAUACCUCCUCCUAACCCCAUGAUACCUCCUCCUCCUCCUAACCCUAUGAUACCUCCUCCUCCUAACCCUAUGAUACCUCCUCCUCCUAACCCUAUGAUACCUCCUCCUCCUAACCCUAUGAUACCUCCUCCUCCUAACCCUAUGAUACCUCCUCCUCCUAACCCUAUGAUACCUCCUCCUCCUAACCCUAUGAUACCUCCUCCUCCUCCUAACCCUAUGAUACCUCCUCCUCCUAACCCCAUGAUACCUCCUCCUCCUAACCCUAUGAUACCUCCUCCUCCUCCUAACCCUAUGAUACCUCCUCCUCCUAACCCUAUGAUACCUCCUUCUCCUCCUAACCCUAUGAUACCUCCUCCUAACCCUAUGAUACCUCCUCCUCCUCCUAACCCUACGAUACCUCCUCCUCCUAACCCUAUGAUACCUCCUCCUCCUCCUCCUAACCCUACGAUACCUCCUCCUCCUAACCCUAUGAUACCUCCUCCUCCUAACCCUACGAUACCUCCUCCUCCUAACCCUAUGAUACCUCCUCCUCCUAACCCUACGAUACCUCCUCCUCCUAACCCUAUGAUACCUCCUCCUCCUAACCCUAUGAUACCUCCUCCUCCUCCUCCUAACCCUAUGAUACCUCCUCCUCCUCCUAACCCUACGAUACCUCCUCCUCCUCCUCCUAACCCUAUGAUACCUCCUCCUCCUCCUAACCCUAUGAUACCUCCUCCUCCUCCUAACCCUACGAUACCUCCUCCUCCUAACCCUAUGAUACCUCCUCCUCCUAACCCUACGAUACCUCCUCCUAACCCUAUGAUACCUCCUCCUCCUCCUAACCCUACGAUACCUCCUCCUCCUAACCCCAUGAUACCUCCUCCUCCUAACCCUAUGAUACCUCCUCCUCCUAACCCUAUGAUACCUCCUCCUCCUAACCCUAUGAUACCUCCUCCUCCUAACCCUAUGAUACCUCCUCCUCCUAACCCUAUGAUACCUCCUCCUCCUCCUAACCCCACGAUACCUCCUCCUCCUAACCCUAUGAUACCUCCUCCUCCUAACCCUAUGAUACCUCCUCCUCCUAACCCUAUGAUACCUCCUCCUCCUCCUAACCCUAUGAUACCUCCUCCUCCUAACCCCAUGAUACCUCCUCCUCCUAACCCUAUGAUACCUCCUCCUCCUAACCCUAGGAUACCUCCUCCUCCUAACCCUAUGAUACCUCCUCCUCCUAACCCUAUGAUACCUCCUCCUCCUAACCCUAUGAUACCUCCUCCUCCUAACCCUAUGAUACCUCCUCCUCCUAACCCUAUGAUACCUCCUCCUCCUAACCCUAUGAUACCUCCUCCUCCUAACCCUAGGAUACCUCCUCCUCCUAACCCUAUGAUACCUCCUCCUCCUAACCCUAUGAUACCUCCUCCUCCUAACCCUAUGAUACCUCCUCCUAACCCUAUGAUACCUCCUCCUCCUAACCCUAUGAUACCUCCUCCUCCUAACCCUAUGAUACCUCCUCCUCCUCCUAACCCUAUGAUACCUCCUCCUCCUCCUAACCCUAUGAUACCUCCUCCUCCUAACCCUAUGAUACCUCCUCCUCCUAACCCUAUGAUACCUCCUCCUCCUAACCCUAUGAUACCUCCUCCUCCUCCUAACCCUAUGAUACCUCCUCCUCCUAACCCUAUGACACCUCCUCCUCCUAACCCUAUGAUACCUCCUCCUCCUAACCCUAUGAUACCUCCUCCUCCUAACCCUAUGAUACCUCCUCCUCCUAACCCUAGGAUACCUCCUCCUCCUAACCCUAUGAUACCUCCUCCUCCUAACCCCACGAUACCUCCUCCUAACCCCAUGAUACCUCCUCCUCCUAACCCUAUGAUACCUCCUCCUCCUCCUAACCCUAUGAUACCUCCUCCUCCUAACCCCACGAUACCUCCUCCUAACCCUAUGAUACCUCCUCCUCCUAACCCUAUGAUACCUCCUCCUCCUAACCCUAUGAUACCUCCUCCUCCUAACCCUAUGAUACCUCCUCCUCCUAACCCCACGAUACCUCCUCCUAACCCCAUGAUACCUCCUCCUCCUAACCCUAUGAUACCUCCUCCUCCUCCUAACCCUAUGAUACCUCCUCCUCCUCCUAACCCUAUGAUACCUCCUCCUCCUAACCCCAUGAUACCUCCUGUGACUCAUCAUCUUAAAGGUGUUUAUGUCUCCUGUUCCAGGUCCUAAUCUGAAGACAUUAUGCAAGCUAGCUGUUAUUAACUACAGUCUUGACCAGGGUGGUCUACCACACGACAUCAGGUGGGAGCUGAACGCCAUGACCACCAACAGUAACAUCAGCAGACCUAUCUUCUCCUCUCACGGCUAAUCUGGACUGGACCCAGAGCUACCACAGUACCAGAACACCAGGGCUGAACUGACCCAGAGAUACCACAGUACCAGAACACCAGGGCUGAACUGACCCAGAGAUACCACAGUACCAGAACACCAGGGCUGAACUGACCCAGAGAUACCACAGUACCAGAACACCAGGGCUGAACUGACCCAGAGAUACCACAGUACCAGAACACCAGGGCUGAACUGACCCAGAGAUACCACAGUACCAGAACACCAGGGCUGAACUGACCCAGAGAUACCACAGUACCAGAACACCAGGGCUGAACUGACCCAGAGAUACCACAGUACCAGGGCUGAACUGACCCAGAGAUACCACAGUACCAGGGCUGAACUGACCCAGAGAUACCACAGUACCAGGGCUGAACUGACCCAGAGCUAGCUGGGCUGUCAUAGUACCAGAAGAUGAUCCACCUUCUGAGCUGGCCUUUGACACUACUAGAACCAGGCAGAGAACCCUACGGUCAGACCUUAACCAACAGCACAGAGCUCCAGCAGUAUCAGGGCUGACUCCACCAGAACCUUAACGCUCUGAAGUCCUGUCAGUAAAACCAUGUUUCUCUUAGUUCUAGAUCAGAACCUGUCUGGUUGUCCUAGGUCUGGUUCUCUACCUGCCAGGGCUGUUUGAAUCUACUGGACCUGAAGACCUGUCUGCCUGUCUGUUUUUACAGGAACAUUUUGUUCUGGUCUAGAUUGGAGUUUUCUUCUCCCUUGGUUUGUCUAUCUAUCGCUCUUUUUCUCUCGCUCUCUCUCUUCUCUUGUUGUCCUGCCUGGACACUAUCAGGAGGGGGUUGUACUGGUGCUGAAUGGUGCUUUAGUAUCUGGGUUUGUGUUGCUCUAUUACAACUCAAUGUGAAUCACUUUGAUUGUUUUACCACUAUUACAAUGAGCAGAACAUUUUCUCCCUGAAUGUUUUACCACUAUUACAAUGAGCAGAACAUUUUCUCCCUGAAUGUUUUACCACUAUUACAAUGAGCAGAACAUUCUCCACUCAACACUGAUUUGUCUUCUUUGAAAGAGUUGCAGAAGUGAAUGCUGACAUUUUGACAUUUAGUUUUCUCUGCUCCGUUCUCUCUCUUGACUGAUCAAAUGUCUGUGAUGAUUACCAUGUAUUUAAAGGGGCAAUGCAGGGUUCCUAAAACAGGAAAGUGGUCCCCCCCCACCACUGGUUUUGUUUAACAGCUCAUCAGGGACAGAAGCUCUGAAUGUCCUGAGUGGAUAACUAACCUCUCUCUGUGGAAGUGAAAGACGUGACACCCCGCUGUACCAGCUGAGAGAAAGCCUCCAGAAUGCAUCCGUCACAGCCAACCACCACAGAACCCGGCUGUGCUGCUCACUGCUUACAGCUGACACUAGACGUUAGAAUAAGCUUAACAAGUUCCAUCUCCUGGUUAGUCUUUAACUGUCACUCAUGCAACAGGUGAAGAUUUUGAUGAAGAUUUUUUACCUUCAGCCCCUGCUGGUCAAUACCCUACCUGACUAUAUUAUACCCUACCUGACCAUCCUACCUGACCACCCUCCACCCUACCUGACCACCCUACCUGACCCUAUUAUACCCUACCUGACCACCCUCCACCCUACCUGACCACCCUACCUGACCCUAUUAUACCCUACCUGACCACCCUCCACCCUACCUGACCACCCUACCUGACCCUAUUAUACCCUACCUGACCACCCUCCACCCUACCUGACCACCCUACCUGACCACCCUACCUGACCACCCUCCACCCUACCUGACCACCCUCCACCCUACCUGACCACCCUACCUGACCACCCUACCUGACCACCCUCCACCCUACCUGACCACCCUCCACCCUACCUGACCACCCUACCUGACCACCCUCCACCCUACCUGACCACCCUCCACCCUACCUGACCACCCUACCUGACCACCCUACCUGACCACCCUACCUGACCACCCUCCACCCUACCUGACCACCCUCCACCCUACCUGACCACCCUACCUGACCACCCUCCACCCUACCUGACCACCCUCCACCCUACCUGACCACCCUACCUGACCACCCUACCUGACCACCCUACCUGACCACCCUACCUGACCACCCUCCUCCCUACCUGACCACCCUACCUGACCACCCUCCACCCUACCUGACCACCCCCCACCCUACCUGACCACCCUCCACCCUACCUGACCACCCUCCACCCUACCUGACCACCCCCCACCCUACCUGACCACCCUACCUGACCACCCUCCACCCUACCUGACCACCCUCCACCCUACCUGGCCACCCUCCACCCUACCUGACCACCCUACCUGACCACCCUCCACCCUACCUGACCACCCUACCUGACCACCCUACCUGACCACCCUACCUGACCACCCUCCACCCUACCUGACCACCCUCCACCCUACCUGACCACCCUACCUGACCACCCUCCACCCUACCUGACCACCCUCCACCCUACCUGACCACCCUCCACCCUACCUGACCACCCUACCUGACCACCCUCCACCCUACCUGACCACCCUACCUGGCCACCCUACCUGACCACCCUCCACCCUACCUGACCACCCUCCACCCUACCUGACCACCCUACCUGACCACCCUACCUGACCACCCUACUUGACCACCCUACCUGACCACCCUACCUGGCCACCCUACCUGACCACCCUCCACCCUACCUGACCACCCUCCACCCUACCUGACCAUCCUACCUGACCCUAUUAUACCCUACCUGACCACCCUCCACCCUACCUGACCACCCUACCUGACCACCCUCCACCCUACCUGACCACCCUCCACCCUACCUGGCCACCCUACCUGACCACCCUCCACCCUACCCUCCACCCUACCUGACCACCCUCCACCCUACCUGACCACCCUCCACCCUACCUGACCACCCUCCCUGACCACCCUACACCCUACCUGACCACCCUCCACCCUACCUGACCACCCUACCUGACCACCCUACCUGGCCACCCUACCUGACCACCCUCCACCCUACCUGACCACCCUCCACCCUACCUGACCACCCUACCUGACCACCCUACACCCUACCUGACCACCCUCCACCCUACCUGACCACCCUCCACCCUACCUGACCACCCUACCUGACCACCCUACCUGACCACCCUACCUGACCACCCUCCACCCUACCUGACCACCCUCCACCCUACCUGACCACCCUACCUGACCACCCUCCACCCUACUUCUUUAGGUUUCAUUGAUUUAUACCAAAGAAAACAAGUGACAGACAACAAUACAGAUGAACCCAAUAAUAAAUGGUGUGCAGGUUGGAAGGGCUGGUUUAAGAACCACACCUCCCAAAAAUAAUAUACAAUACAGAAGUAGAACAAUUAAGCAGAUCACAAAACCUACUAAUUAUGAAUGUACAUACAUACAUACACAUAUACAUACAUAUAGUUGUUUUGUUUAAAUGUGCAUGUCAGAGUUGUGCUAUAUGGAGGAGAUCAGGCUGAUCCCCAGUCUAUAUGGAGGAGAUCGGGCUGAUCCCCAGUCUAUAUGGAGGAGAUCAGGCUGAUCCCCAGUCUAUAUGGAGGAGAUCAGGCUGAUCCCCAGUCUAUAUGGAGGAGAUCAGGCUGAUCCCCAGUCUAUAUGGAGGAGAUCAGGCUGAUCCCCAGUCUAUAUGGAGGAGAUCAGGCUGAUCCCCAGGCUAUAUGGAGGAGAUCAGGCUGAUCCCCAGUCUAUAUGGAGGAGAUCAGGCUGAUCCCCAGGCUAUAUGGAGGAGAUCAGGCUGAUCCCCAGGCUAUAUGGAGGAGAUCAGGCUGCUCCCCAGUCUAUAUGGAGGAGAUCAGGCUGAUCCCCAGUCUAUGUGGAGGAGAGCAGGCUGAUCCCCAGUCUAUAUGGAUGAGAUCAGGCUGAUCCCCAGUCUAUAUGGAGAUUACUGAGUAGUUUGGUUCAUCAGGCUGAUCCCCAGUCUUCAUGGAGGAGAUUACUGAGUAGUUUGGUUCAUCCGGCUGAUCCCCAGUCUAUAUGGAGGAGAUUAAUGAGUAGUUUGGUUCAUCCGGCUGAUCCCCAGUCUUCAUGGAGGAGAUUACUGAGUAGUUUGGUUCAUCAGGCUGACCUCCAGUCUUCAUGGAGGAGAUUACUGAGUAGUUUGGUUCAUCAGGCUGACCCCCAGUCUUCAUGGAGGAGAUUACUGAGUAGUUUGGUUCAUCAGGCUGAUCCCCAGUCUUCAUGGAGGAGAUUAUUGAGUAGUUUGGUUCAUCAGGCUGACCCCCAGUCUAUAUGGAGGAGAUUAGUGAGUAGUUUGGUUCAUCAGGCUGACCUCCAGUCUUCAUGGAGGAGAUUACUGAGUAGUUUGGUUCAUCAGGCUGACCUCCAGUCUAUAUGGAGGAGAUUACUGAGUAGUUUGGUUCAUCAGGCUGACCUCCAGUCUUCAUGGAGGAGAUUACUGAGUAGUUUGGUUCAUCAGGCUGAUCCCCAGUCUUCAUGGAGGAGAUUAUUGAGUAGUUUGGUUCAUCAGGCUGACCCCCAGUCUUCAUGGAGGAGAUUAGUGAGUAGUUUGGUUCAUCAGGCUGACCCCCAGUCUAUAUGGAGGAGAUUACUGAGUAGUUUGGUUCAUCAGGCUGACCCCCAGUCUUCAUGGAGGAGAUUACUGAGUAGUUUGGUUCAUCAGGCUGAUCCCCAGUCUUCAUGGAGGAGAUUACUGAGUAGUUUGGUUCAUCAGGCUGAUCCCCAGUCUUCAUGGAGGAGAUUACUGAGUAGUUUGGUUCAUCAGGCUGACCCCCAGUCUUCAUGGAGGAGAUUACUGAGUAGUUUGGUUCAUCAGGCUGACCCCAAGUCUUCAUGGAGAUUACUGAGUAGUUUGGUUCAUCAGGCUGACCUCCGGUCUUCAUGGAGGAGAUUACUGAGUAGUUUGGUUCAUCAGGCUGAUCCCCAGUCUUCAUGGAGGACAUUACUGAGUAGUUUGGUUCAUCAGGCUGAUCCCCAGUCUUCACUUGAAGUUAUUGAGGGAUGAUGGUGUUUUGGCAAUGUGAAGAUAAGAAUUCCAGAGUAUGGUACCUCUAUCUGAUAGAGAAUUGACUAAAUGAGAUGCGACAGUGGGGAGGUUGAACGUUAUCGCUGUGUUAUAUAGAUGGAUUUCAGAAUUAACCUGGAAGAAUCCAUUGAAGGGUUUAGGUAAACUGGGAUCUGGAAGAAUCCAUUGAAGGGUUUAGGUAAACUGUCUGGGAUCUGGAAGAAUCCACUGAAGGGUUUAGGUAAACUGUCUGGGAUCUGGAAGAAACCAUUGAAGGGUUUAGGUAAACUGGGAUCUGGAAGAAUCCAUUGAAGGGUUUAGGUAAACUGGGAUCUGGAAGAAUCCAUUGAAGGGUUUAGGUAAACUGGGAUCUGGAAGAAUCCAUUGAAGGGUUUAAGUAAACUGUCUGGGAGAGUAUUGAUGAAAGUGCAUAAUUGGCGUACAUUAAUGUCCUAAAUAGACAAGAUAUUGAGUUUCUUAAACAAAGGUGCAGAUGGAGCCAGGUAAUUAGAGGAGGUGGCUAGUCUUGUAGAUUUAUUUUGUAUGAUGAGUAAUUUGUGUAGGUAGAAGGCAUAUCUACUGGCCCAGACAAUAUUACAAUAAAUGAGAUAUGGGUAAAUGAAGCUCUAGUAUAGAGUUAGGAGGCCUGAUGAACCAAACCACUCAUCUAUCUGAUAUCAACACACUUCAUCACUUUACUGCAGACUGAAUGGGAUCUUUCCAGGAUAACUGUUCAUCUAUUAAAACUCAGAGGAAUCUA
Salvelinus fontinalis (brook trout) is the source of this 8432-nucleotide messenger RNA. Its product is annotated as basic proline-rich protein-like. The transcript has 2 exons. Lineage: Eukaryota; Metazoa; Chordata; Actinopteri; Salmoniformes; Salmonidae. Bases 5 to 2563 code for a protein of 852 amino acids. The record is from RefSeq and is a predicted model, not a curated record.